AUGGGAGCGCGUGUGCGGCAGCAGGCGGGGGUGCCACACGGAGCGCACCACGAGAGGAUUAUGCGGGGAGAGGCGGGGAAAGAGACCCCGGGCGCCGCCACAAGGAGCGAACUCAGGGGCUGCCUCGUCUGUAAAGCCGCGAGGGACGCGGCGAGGAGGGCGGCACUAAAGCGAGACCCGCUGUGUCCGAUCGUGCGGAAAGCCGCGCAGCAAUGGACCGAGGAAGAUGAGAACCCGCCUAGAGCGACGAUGGCGCACUUGCUUAGCGGCGCCUGCCUGGGGAAUAGGGAGCAGGCCAGAUGGUUCCUCAGAGUAGCGCGAGCGCAGACGGGGACGGCGAUCAGCAAAGUAGCCCAGGCGGCACCCGACUCCAAGGAUACGCUGAAGACGCUGAGGAUAGCGCAUGUCGCUGCGCUGAAGGGCUCACGCUAUAGGGUGCUGGAUGAGGACGGGUACGAUGCACUAGCCCCAGCCGUCGGGGGGGUGUUGCCGGCGCUGGUAGAUGAUCUCUCGGAGAAGAGCCGGAGGGACCUUGGCGCCGGGGUCACGAGGAACUUGCAAAUCGUGGCGGAGGCGGCGACGGGGGCGGUGCAGAGGUGGAUCCAGCUCAACGAUGAGGCUACGGCGCGCAUAAUGAAGAGAGAGGAACACAUUGAGUGGCUGAGGAAGCUCUUCAGAUCACUGGGUGGAAAGAGGCUCGGCCGGCCUUGA
Emiliania huxleyi CCMP1516 is the source of this 711-nucleotide messenger RNA. RefSeq lists its product as hypothetical. The coding region runs from base 1 to 711 and encodes 236 amino acids. Lineage: Eukaryota; Haptophyta; Isochrysidales; Noelaerhabdaceae. The transcript has a single exon. The record is from RefSeq and is a predicted model, not a curated record.